Photinus pyralis (common eastern firefly) is the source of this 1392-nucleotide messenger RNA. RefSeq names its product glutamate-gated chloride channel-like. The transcript is spliced from 7 exons. Bases 106 to 1302 code for a protein of 398 amino acids. Gene Ontology annotation, biological process: chemical synaptic transmission; nervous system process; regulation of membrane potential. Gene Ontology annotation, molecular function: extracellular ligand-gated monoatomic ion channel activity; transmembrane signaling receptor activity; chloride channel activity. The record is from RefSeq and is a predicted model, not a curated record. Lineage: Eukaryota; Metazoa; Arthropoda; Insecta; Coleoptera; Lampyridae. Gene Ontology annotation, cellular component: membrane; neuron projection; synapse.
UAAUAACAAUAAAGCAACGAUUAGCUUUAACGAGACUUAAAAGGAUAACGAGGUGCUUGGCUCCUAUUUAAAUGCGAGAGCGCGAAAGUGAAUAAGAGCAAAACAAUGAGGGCGAUCGCUUUACUAAGUCUUCUGCUGUGCAGCGCGCUGAUGUCGGAUGGCUCGAGAACCAUCCCCGAACUGAAACUGGAGAUUUUGAACCAGAUCCUGCCGAAAAACGAGAAUGAGAUUAUGAUCGCUCCGGGGAAUUUGACGAAGGAUUGCACCGAGGUCGAGGCAACGCUCUACGUGCUCAACAUUGACGAAAUCAACGAGCUGAAGGGGGAAAUUACGCUCAGAAUGUACUUUCGGCAAUACUGGAAGGACUACAGGUUGAAAUACCUCCCGAACCCUCUUUUUGAGUACGUUCUAAUCAACAAUGAUGACGCAAUUUGGGUGCCCGACACCUUCUUUCCGAGCGAGAAGAAAUCGCGCUCCUUCGACUCCCUACGUCCUAACGUGCUGAUCAAGAUCUUCCCCGACGGAUCAGUUACUUACAGCAAAAAACUUUCAGUAACCCUAAACUGCCCGAUGGAUUUCGACAGCUACCCCUUCGACCGGCAGGUGUGCAACAUGCGCUUGGAGUCUUAUGGCAGCACCGCGGAGCACAUGAAGCUGAAAUGGAAGGCGGAGAAUCCGCCAGUUGGAAUCUACUCAAAGAACCCGGUGCCGGUCUUUCGGCUGCAAAAGCUGGUCAGCUCCUACGGAAUGGUCCACAUGCAAAAGAACUACAGCUUCUUGGCGGCGGACUUCUACUUCAGCCGCAGCUUGAACUACAGCAUGUACAACAUCUACUUGCCAGGCAUCGCCAUGGUGUUCCUGUCGUGGUUGCCGUUUUGGAUGAACAAAAAGAUGAUCACCACCCGCCUCCUUUUGAGCGUGGGAGCUCUGCUCUCGUUCUUCGCCAUGCUCUGUCGAUUUGGCGAGAGGCAACCGCAGUCGCGGUACUCCAGCUCCAUGCUCUGGUUUUCGGGCACCUGCACGUCGUUCCUCAUCCUGUCGUCGGUGCUCUCCGUACUGGUCCACAUUUUCGAUCGAGAUAAUGUCGCACCGAUUAAAAUCGUCGAAAAUGGAGAGGGCGAAAUUGAAGUAAAAAAGCUGAGCUUGAAAAUGAUGAUGAAAAAGCUGCCAAGCGAAAUUGGUUGGUUCGACUUUGGAGCACGUGCUGUUUUUCUACUCGCGUUCGCCUUGUUUUGCGUGAUUUACUUUGUGUCAUCGGGCGCCUUCAGUGCGGACGAGGCUAUUCCUGUCACCAAAUCAUAAUAUCAUAACUACUUCCGCUAAAGUUAUUGUUAAUGAUUGCAUUUGAAAACGCUUAAUAAACGAAUAAUACAAUAAAAUCAUCCAUAAGUA